CAAAAUAUUAAACUAAACCAAAUGUCGGACGAAGAAGACAUCGGCCUUUCUAAGGAAGAAGAAGCUAAAUGAUGGGAGGCCUUCAGUGCCUUUGAUAAAGAUUCCUCUGGGGAAAUCGAUGCAAAUGAGCUCAGAAUCGUCCUCGAAAUGAUGGGACAGAAAACAACAGAAGAGGAAAUCUUCAGAAUGAUUGCAGAGGCUGAUGCUGAAAAUACUGGCCUAAUUAAGUAUGACCAGUUUAAAAAGGUUAUUGCAGAACAAAAGAAAACUCAAUCUUUGACUAACGAGGAAGAUACCCUUGAUGCUUUUGUCGCUUUGGGUGGUUGACCAGAUAAGAGCGGUGAGAUCGAUGCAAAGAAACUCAUUCAGAUUAUUAAGUAUGAUUUCGAGAUGACAAUCGAUAUUGAAAAAUUGAUCGAAGAUGUAGACGAUGAUAACUCUGGGCAGAUAGAGUAUGACGAAUUUAGGAAUUUACUAUCAUCAAGCGAUUAA
Molecule: messenger RNA, 492 nt
Organism: Moneuplotes crassus
Lineage: Eukaryota; Ciliophora; Spirotrichea; Euplotida; Euplotidae
Source: the annotation of a GenBank genome assembly